Brenthis ino (lesser marbled fritillary) is the source of this 4848-nucleotide messenger RNA. The record is from the annotation of a GenBank genome assembly. NCBI's taxonomy places the organism in Eukaryota, Metazoa, Arthropoda, Insecta, Lepidoptera, Nymphalidae.
AUGCGCUCAUCAGUGAGCUAUAUACUAUCUCACGCGCCCGGAGAGUCUGUGAUGUCGCACCCAGACUACGCGCAACACGCCCAGCAUCACGCUUGCUUGUUGGUGCUCGUAAAGGGGAUUGGGGGCGUAUUAAAAAACUUCAACAAACUCUGGGAACGGAUACAGCGUGUCAACAAUAUCAAAGUUACUGAUUCUACAGGUCAAGUAAGGGACAUUUGGGUGAGAUAUGUUAGAGAUUAUCCAGUAGAAAAUAAUGAUUGGGGUGACUUUCAAACUCACAGGAGACUUCUAGGUCUAAUAAGUCUUAGCAAAUUUGCUAAUCAAAUAGAACUGAAUGAAGUCUGUAGAGUACAUGAGUCUUUGAAAGUCAAGUAUUCAAAUACAUUAUAUGAUUCUCGAGCUUUCAUGUUUGGACCUGGCAGUAACUUAAAGAAGCCUGAGCAAGAACCUGAAACUUACAGUGUCUAUGAAGAAAAUAAGCCAAAAGAAAAAACCAGUUUAAGUGACAAGAUAUCUCUACCAAGUGAACAAACAGACAGUCUGUCGUCAUGUGAAAGUUUUCCUAGAUCUUCUUCAUCCAAUGCCUCUUAUCCAGUCCAAGAGGAAAAUUUCACUACACCAUCUAAUUUCAAAACCCAUGGUUUAUUUUAUGGGGAAAAUGAUCCAGUGCCAGAUCUUGAGCAACAUGUGGCUGAUCUUAUUAAUUCAUUAUUUUGGGUAGUUGAAUCUAAAAGAUUAGAAAGGUCUAGAGAAAAGUUGGAGAAAGUAUCUUUACUUUUGGCGCCAUUUGAAAAAAGAGACUUUGUAGGUCUCGAUAUGGAAUCUCGUAACAAUAAAAAACGUUGUAUGGGUCGUGUUACUAAAAACCUGGCAGAUUUGACACUACAAGCAGGUCUUAUUCCUGAAGCGUUAAAUUUAUAUCAUUCCUCGGCAGAAAUACUUAAAUCUGUUAAUGAUUGGCUAUGGCUUGCCGCAGCCAAAGAAGGUCACUGUGCAACAUCCGCGAUACUUCAGUACCCCUCUCUACGAAGCUCUACCCCCUUACAACGUAACGCUAGUCUCCAAGAGAGUUCACCAAACAAAGCCAAACUUUUAUCCCUAUACCAACCAAAUACAGACCCAUUCAGAAAAUUCAAACAACACUCAUCCCCAUUGAGAUCUUCCAAAACGUCUAGUCCAGUUAACCCUCCCAGUGAACUAACCCCAUCUUCCUCUGAUAGUGUGGAAACUUCCUCCCGUCAAUCUGAAACAGAUAACGCAGAUUCUGAAUCGCUAGCAUCAUCCAGUGAUAUAGAUUACCAAAGUCAAAAAUCCUAUCUAAGUCCCGAUCUUCCCUCCAUUCCAAGGCAACCGCCAUCCCAAAUAAACAAUCAAUAUCUAUUGGGUGGAGAGGAAAUAGCUGACAAGUAUCGAAAAGCUAUAAUACACUAUAGCAAGUAUCAGAAUGCUGGUAUAAUAGAAACGGAGGCAUGUUUCAAGGCGGCCCGGAUAGCGGUAGAACAAAACAACAGCUUGCACGCGUCGAGUUUUCUACAAAAUGUUAUAUUUAUCAAUUUGACGCUCAGCGAGCAAGAGAAGAUUCAGAGAUUUGAUACUCUGGCAGAAUUAUAUAAGGAAAUAGGGUUCCUUCGCAAGGCAGCCUUCUGCCAGCGCCUGGCGGCCACGCGGCAGGUCAGCGCGAAUAACCCCAACCCAGACUGGCAGAGGUGCUACUACCUCAUGCUGCACAGCUUCCCCGGACACAAGCUUAGCCUCGACCCCAGCUAUGUGAUACAGCAUCAAGUUGGUUGGCCAGCCCUGCAGAUCCAGCUGCUGCAGGAGCUGGUGGUGGCGGCGCGGCGCAUGGGCCACCCGGCGCUCGCCACGCGACACAUGACCUUCCUGCUGCAGGCCAUGUGGCCGCACCUCUCGCGGCAGGAGCAUCGCGACAUGGCUAUACAACUGCAGGCUCUCUCUGCCCAAUGCGAAGGUGGUCCAGUACCACUUGUGCUAGAGACAGGGGAAGUGAUACCACCAGCUAACCUCACACAUGUACCAAGUUGUUCCUUCUUCACCCCACGACCCCUUCCUCCGCCAAGGACCCCUCAUCUCAUCAAGUCCAAGUCCAAUCAAGGACCCUUCAUCUUCACUCCCAUACAUUUUGGCAGUCUCGAAAGAAAGAGUAAGAGGGAUGAAGGCAAAAUGGAAUACCUCUGGGUAGAAGAUGAUAUAUGCGAAGUUCAAAUGAAACUAACAAAUCCUUUGCCGUUUGAGCUAAAAGUGUCAAACAUGAGACUGCUAACAUCAGGCGUAGUCUUCGAAUCUAUACCAGAAACUAUAAUACUGCCCCCGGAUUCACCCACCACAGUGAACUUGCACGGAACACCAAAGGAAGUUGGGGAAUUACAAAUUUUGGGGUAUUCCACCCAUACAUUGGGGGUUAAGUCGAAUUGCAGACUAAAGAAUAUGCCAAGUCCUAACAAGUUUCCAGCUUCAUACACUAUUGAAGUGAUACCCAGCUUGCCGACCAUCACAAUUGAAACCACUUUAUCCCUAUCUGGCCACGUCAAUCUGUCGAAUCCGGAAUUUUCUGGAAACAUCACAAACAUUUCGCUAUACAACGGUGAAAGCACAGAAUGCACCAUAAAAAUAACUAACACAAGCAACGUGCCGAUAGAAUAUCUUGAUUUGUCUAUUCAGUCAAACAUGGACAGUCAGCUACAAACGAAGGUUUUCCAAUGGUCCAACGAGGACAUACAGUCCCAAUUACCGAUAAACCCCAAUGAAGUCGCAACCAUUGUGAUGAAAUUGUAUGGAGAAGCAGAUUUCUUAGAUCUAGGCGGUGUGGGGGAGAACCUGUUUCCCAACAGCCUCACAUCCAACUACCCGUCCCGCGUGGGCUCUCCCGUACCAAAUGCACAGACGUCUUUGCCCACUCAUAGUUCGAAUCCCCACAAUUCUUUAAGCAGCGGUCUUAUUCGUACGUCGGGGAGUUUCAGGUCAUCUAAUUCCCAAGCCACCAGCUGGUCUGCGCCUAUAUCCAUAAUGCCGCCGUCAAGAGGGCGUCAAAUUGAAACUCAGAUAUUAAUACGAUAUUCAGGUGGAAUAGGAAAAGAAAUUCACUGCCGUCAGUCGACUCUGCAAAUGAAUCUUGAGCUAUUGCCGAGCGUAUCGAUCACGCACUGGGACGUGUUGCCGGCGGAAAUUCCAAGUCAACUAUAUCUGGUACUAGAUAUAACGAAUCUUACCAACGAAGAAAUGGACUUCCAUUACACUCCGACCAAACAUAUAUUGAUCGAAGGGAAAGAGUCCUGCAGAGUGCCCGUGCCUUUGGACAGGUGUCCUUUUACUGCUGCCACCAAUAAAACUGAUGAAGAAACACCCGAGCCAAAGUCAAUAAGCACUGGGAAUUCAACAAACAGUCUUGAACUAAUGUGUUCAGAACAUCUAACUAAGAAUGUUGAUUUGAAAUGGCAUCUAAUGCAGUCUAAUAUUACUGGUAAAGCAUCAGUCAAAGGCAUUACACUCUCACAAACUAUGAUGGAUAUUGUAAGGAUGUCGCCUCUCAAUUGGGAGGUGAGUGUGAAUAAACAAUGUAUAAAACCUCAAGAGGAAUACAAUUGUAUAGCCGGUGAAUGCCUCUCACUGGGGGUGGCAGUUUGGAACCACCUCACGAGGCCUUUACACAAGCUUUGCCUGUCUGUGCAAUUCUACCAAGACUAUAACAAUGGCGUUCUCAAUUAUAAACUCGAUAAUAGAGUGGCUACUGCCGGAAAUAAUAAGAUUGUACUAUCAACGUUACUGGAAUCGGCCAAAGCGUAUCAUGAGUGUACCGUUGUCUUUUUGACACCUGGUGAAUAUAAAAUCGACAUUCAGUGUUCAACCACGGAACCAAUAUUAGAUGAAAUACCAGUCAUUAAAGAUACAAGUCAACAAGUUCAAUCCUGUGCAGGAGAAGUUAAAAGCGAUUAUAAAACUGUCAAAUCGUCUACAGGUUUUAAUUUAAUACGUCGAAAUUUAAAGGAGAAUGUGGUGCCGUCAGUUUUCCCUUGGUCCAAGGUUUUAUCACCUUAUGCAGCUGCUAGGGAAAAAAGAAUACGACACAGAAACCUAACAAAGGAGCUUUUUCCACAAAUAAAAUCAGAUUGUAGUUAUAAUGAUACUGAAGUUCCAGAGACGUCGAACAAUUUUAAUUUCUCCAUUAUGUCGCACACACAUUGCGCUAUACAAGGAUGUAAAAUAUCAAUUUUUAAUAAACCAAUUGGGGUGUCCUUUCAUUCCUGUCCGACAUCAAAUGAAAUGAGGAACAGAUGGCUUCACGCUUUGAGAAAUAAAUGUGCCCUGCUUGAUUGGUCCAGGAGCCGAAUCUGUUCUAAGCACUUUGAACAUAAAUAUUUUGAUUCCCAAAGAAGACUUAAAGAUAAUGCUGUACCUACUUUGUUUCCAAUUAAUAAUAAAAUACAAAAAAAUGAGAACCCUCAAAAGUCUAAAAUUGACAGGCUUUUAAACAAGCUAACUCAGUCAGAACUUAUAGCUGAUAUAAAGAACAGUAUAAAAAGAGUUAAGGAACCAGCAAAUUUAGACAGCAUGGUAACUGAAGACCUGAAAAAUAAGAUAGAUGCCACCAAUGAAUCUCAACUAUGGCUUAUAAUAAAAAAACAAGAACACUUAAACUCUAGAUUGUUAGAUAAUGUUGUACAAAAUAAAAAACAUGUUGAUCUUUUACAAAAAAAUAUGGAACAGUCAAAAUCUUCAAAACAGGAUAUGGAUCAAAAUAUGGAAACUUAUAAAUAUAUAGUCAAGUGUCUUCAGGAAAAACUUGCAACAUUGGAAGAACAAAUUGAAAUAUUAACAGCAGUGGAAUCACGC